Messenger RNA from Trichomycterus rosablanca, 420 nucleotides. RefSeq names its product melan-A (gene mlana). The record is from RefSeq and is a predicted model, not a curated record. Lineage: Eukaryota; Metazoa; Chordata; Actinopteri; Siluriformes; Trichomycteridae. The transcript is spliced from 5 exons. Gene Ontology annotation, cellular component: melanosome. The coding region runs from base 67 to 420 and encodes 117 amino acids.
AACUGCAUUUGCUGCUGCCAUCUCAGCCCGAGAGUGUCUGUAAUUGAAUUAUCCAAUUCAGGAGCUAUGCCUCGCGGUGACUUCAGUGUUCGUUUUGCCAGCAGAGGACGUGAUUAUUUCAUCAGAGCAGAGGAAGCUGCAGGUAUUGCUGUACUUGCGAUUGUCCUUACUGCUCUGUUCAUUCUGGGCUGCUGGUACUACCGUAAACGCAGUGGGUACAGAAUAAUUAGGAACUCCAGAAUCCCAAGUCUGUCCUGGAGGGACAUCAUGAGGUCGGGACAGUACAGUGAAUCGGGAAGAGCACCAGAAAGUAAAAUAGGUCUUAGUGAUUUCAACAGCAUCCAAUCCACGUUCCCUAACGCUCCACCAGCCUAUGACAAGAUCGCCUCUGGACCAUUACCACCACCCUACUCACCCUGA